Molecule: messenger RNA, 1641 nt
Organism: Fonsecaea multimorphosa CBS 102226
Lineage: Eukaryota; Fungi; Ascomycota; Eurotiomycetes; Chaetothyriales; Herpotrichiellaceae
Exons: 4
Coding region: 1-1641 (546 amino acids)
Biological process (GO): transmembrane transport; carbohydrate transport
Cellular component (GO): membrane
Molecular function (GO): carbohydrate:proton symporter activity
Source: RefSeq, a predicted model, not a curated record
AUGACCACCGACCAGAAGGCUGGGGACACCAUCCACGCCGAGACCUCAGACGAUACACUCGGAUACCUCAAGGAUGUCGGCCUCAAGGAUGCUGUCCUCGCCAGCGGCGCCCUCGAGGGCACAGCCCAAGAGCACAGCAUGGGCGUCUUCCAGGCUUUGAAGACGUACAAGCGUGCCGCAUUCUGGUCGAUCCUCAUCUCCACCACCGUCGUCAUGGAAGGGUACGACGUCACACUCUUAGGGUCGUUCUAUGGCUACCCCAGCUUCCGCCGCAAGUACGGUCAAUUCCUGAACGAGGAGAGUGGUUACCAGAUUUCGGCGACUUGGCAGCAGCGAUUCAAUUGCCUGGGCGCCUUCGCCAACAUCAUCGGCGCCUUGCUCAACGGCUGGGCCACUGCCAGAUGGGGCCACCGCAAGGUGCUCAUGCUCAACCUGUUCGCACUAGCCGGGCUCAUCUUCAUCGUCUUCUUCGCCCCCACGAUCGAGGUCAUGCUGGUCGGGCAAUUCCUCUGCAACAUCCCCUGGGGCGUCUUUGCCACGACCGGUCCCUCGUACGCCGCCGAGGUCACGCCAUUAUCCAUCCGUGGCUAUCUCACGGCCUACGUGAACCUGUGCUGGUGUAUUGGUCAGUUCAUCUCCGCCGGCGUCCUCAAGGGCCUCGUGAACAACACCACCGAGUGGAGUUAUCGCAUCCCCUUCGCCGUGCAGUGGACAUGGCCGAUUCCGCUCUUCCUGGCAGCUUGGUUUGCACCCGAGUCGCCGUGGUAUUUUGUGCGAACAGACCGAAUCGAGGCCGCCAGGAAGUCGCUGGAGAGGCUGACCCAACCGGAACAUCACGGUGAAAUCGACGCCACCAUCGCCAUGAUGGUCCACACCAACAAGCUCGAGCUCCAGGAGAGAGCCGGUGUGUCCCUCUGGGAUGCAUUCCGGGGCACGAACCGCCGCCGCACCGAGAUCGCCUGCAUGGGCUUCCUCUCCCAGAUCACCAACGGCGGCGCCCUCUGCUAUAGCGGGUCCUUCUUCUUCCAACAGACGGGCAUCAGCGCCAAUGCCGCCUACGCUAUCUCGUUGGCCGGCACGGGCAUCGCUUUUCUAGGCACUAUCAUCUCUUGGCUGUACAUCUACCGCUGGGGCCGCCGCACCAUCUGGCUGGUGGGGUUCGCUUUUCUGGUCGUGAUUCUGUGGACCAUUGGUUUCCUGGCCCUGCCUUCGCAGACCAAGAAGCUCGCGUGGGCACAGUCGAUUCUGUGUCUGGUCUGGCUGGGCGCGUACUCCAUGUCCGUGGGACCCAUCAUUUACACGCUCGUCGCCGAGAUCGGCUCGACGCGACUCCGUACGCAGACUGUCGUGUUGGCUCGCAGCACCUACUAUGUCGGGAACAUCAUCUGCGGCGGACUGCUCCAGCCCGAGUUGAUUUCUCCGGGCGCGUGGAACGCCAAGGGCAAGACUGCUUUCUUCUGGGCCGGCCUCGCGACCUUGACCUUGCUGUGGGGCUACUUCCGCCUCUUUGAGACCAAGGACAGGACUUUUGGCGAGCUGGAUUUUAUGUUCCAGAACGGCGUUUCAGCCAGGAAAUCGGCCAAGCAUCAGAUCAGAGAGGAGGAGCUUUAUGCCGCAGACAGCGAGGAGAAGAAGUCGUGA